AUGGCAGCGAAAGUUGCAAAAGGAUCAGUACGUAAAUCAAAGUCAAUCGUGUCCAAGACAUCUCUCAACAGCCCUUUCCAGAAAGCAUGGAAUACUGUUGUGGGAGACGAUAUGCAGUUCAUUCAUCACACUUUACUGAAAAAAAUUGAGGCGCUUGGGCUCAAAAAGAUAGAGCCCCCAAAUCGACCAAAGAAAAGAAAGGGUGCAAAAAAAAAGCAAGGGGAAAGUGCUGAUGAAAAGGACACAGAACCAAACCCAGCGGAAAAAAGCUGCGAGAAAGACAGUACGCACCAGGAUGACAAUGUACUUAACUCAGGAUGGACGCAUGCUGAGAUUCGCAAGCAGUUAGCCAUUGGGAUUAAUGAGGUUACGAGAGCUGUAGAAAAAAAUGAGUUGAUCCUGAUUCUAGUUUGUAAAUCUGCAAAGCCUGUGUUGAUAACCAAACACCUCAUUGACUUGAGUGCAAGCAGGAAGGUCCCAGCUUGCCAGCUGCCACGUCUUAGUGAGAAUAUUGGGGCUGCAUUGGGAUUGAAGUCUCUGUUGGCUCUUGGUUUUAGAAAGGACUGUGUUUUUCUUAAGGAAGUUAAAUCCAUAAUUCCUAGAGUGCCCCCACUGGAUGUUCCAUGGCUGCAGAGUGGAUCUACGGAAGAGGCACCAGCUACUGACACUGCUCCAGAGGAAGACAUAACACAGGAAGUGGAAAAGGGAGAAGAAAAAGAAAAGCCUAAGGCUGGUUUAAAACGGAAAAUGAAGACGGAACAAGAAGAAUCCUCUAGUGUAGUAUUUCAAGGCCUGAAAGUUAAAAAGAUUGUCCCAAAUCCAAACAAAAUUCGAAAAGUUAAGAAAGCUGCCAAAAAAAAGUAG
Messenger RNA from Pelobates cultripes (western spadefoot toad), 864 nucleotides. NCBI's taxonomy places the organism in Eukaryota, Metazoa, Chordata, Amphibia, Anura, Pelobatidae. The record is from the annotation of a GenBank genome assembly.